AUGGACCGCAGACGCACGGACCUCACGCUCAUCUGCGAGAAGACGCUGCACCGAUGGGCCGAGAACGGACGCGCCGACACCCUGAAGCAGUUGACACGCGCUUUGAGCGGUUUCUCAGGACACGAGGCGGAUUCGGAGCUGCCUCGACUGCUCUAUGAGCUCGUGUGGAUCGUGCUGGACGCCAAGUUGGCCAAACAACAAGUGCUGGGACUACUGAAGGAAGCCGAGAUGACAACGAACUCCAAGGCAUGCGAUUUGUUGACAGAUAUGCUGUGGGUCAUCGGCAAUCAAGUCGAGAUCAGUGAGCGCGGCUAUGAGCGUCACACGUCGAGGGAAUGGCGCAAUUUGUGCGCAUUGGUAAAAGCCACGGUGGACGAGAAGCUUUUGACGCUACUGAGCCUCAAGUCAACACUUGAGUUCGAUUUGCUGCACGAUGCAGAGCUAGUGUCCCAGCCGCAGCUGCUGGCGAAGAAGAUGGUGCGCAUUAAUACGAAGACCCUGUACACACAGAUCAAGUACAACCUGCUGCGUGAGGAGACAGAGGGGUUUUCCAAGGUGCUGUGUCUGCUACACACUGGGGUAAGCAAGGGCCAGCUCGAGGAGACAAAAGCUGACCUAAUAACGCUUAUCGGCUUUUUCGACUUGGAUGCGAACCGUGUCUUGGACUUGGUGCUUGACGUCUACGAGAUGAAUCCGAGAAACGAUUGCUUUACUCAUCUCCUCGAGAUAUUUAAGCGCGAUAGCUUGCCUCACGUUAUGGGUUUCAAGUUUCAGUUUUAUAAACGUGAUCCACCUGCUGUGGAGGGAGCCACGACGCCACGCUCACUCUACCGUCUAGCUGCAACGCUGCUGAACAAGGGCCUUCUCGAUUUGGACGCUCUCCUGCCACACUUGUCCCCGUCUCGUGGCGACAUCAUACAAGCGUCUGUGGAGCACGAAAAGGAGCUGAUCGAAAAAGCUGGGUCGUUUGGCCAGAUAAGUCUUGCCGGCAAAAAAGACUCAGAGAAAGCAGUGGGCUUGGAUGAAGUAGCUCUCGUUGCUGAGAAACGCAAGCAGAAUGCGGAACACAACCAGGUGUACGGGCUUAUCAUCGGUCUUUUGGAGAUUGAUGCGCGAGAACGCGCCUUUGAUAUGAUUUCGUGGUUUCAAAAGAGAGGUGCCAACCCUCUUGUGUUUGAACCGUUGAACUCGGAAGCGUGUGCUGUUGUAAAUGUGAUGAUCGAAGACGUGUAUGCGUCGUUAUCAUCCCGCAGUCUAGAGCUUGUAAGUGCCAACAGCGUGGGUUCGGCAACUCAAGUGAGCGAUCUAGCGCCCCACGCAAGCAUGAGCAGCCAUUACGUUCGUAGAGUGGCUACGCUCGACGACUGUGUGUCUGAUGUGUUCCCUAUAGUGGAGAAGAUUGGGCCUCAGUUGUUUCACGACCAGUUUCUUUUGGCAAAGCUGCUGCGCAUCGUUGGCAAGUUGGUUGAUGAUCACGCCAAGAAGGCCAGCGCUAUUGUUGAAAAGGAUGGAAAGGAUGCUGUGCUUCUAACGAAGGUGAAGUCACUGUUGAUCAGUUCAUUCUUCCCGGCCAUGUCGCUGCAGAAAUGUAAUCCGAGCUCGGCAUUCUUGAUGUGGGACCUGAUCAAAACGUUACCGUGCGAUGAGCGCUACAGAAUGUACUUACAUUGGUUCGAGUUGUACGACAAGUAUCCGGAGAUGCGCAUCAAAGAAGCUGAGGUAAUACAAAGCACGCGUGCAAUCAUGCGGCGGCUCACGGCAGAUCGGGCAAAGCUGUCAGCCCGCAGUCUGACCCACGUGUCCCACUCGAACCCGCUGAUUGUAUUUCGUACGAUGCUGCGGCAGAUUCAGUCGUACGAUAAUUUGAUUCAGCCUGUGGUGGAGUCGCUCAAAUUCGUCACGCCAUUGGGGAUGGAUGUGUUGUCAUUCGUUCUUGUCAGCGAAUUAUCGAGACCGCAGCAGUCCAUGAAGUCCGACGGGACCAAUGUCUCACUGUGGCUGACGUCGCUUGCGAAUUUUUCGGGUAGCUUCUACCGCAAGUAUCCAAACGUGGAGCUGGCAGGUCUACUUCAGUAUCUUAUCCAGCGUCUCAAAAGCUGGGCGUCGGUAGAUCUUGUCGUAUUGAGUGAGCUGCUUACAAAGAUGGGGUCGUGCUUGAGCUUGGAGGAUAUCUCAGCAAGCCAACUCGAAGCCCAAGCUGGCGGGCCGCACCUUUGGUAUGAACCGACAGACCCGAAGUUCCAAAACCGUCGUGCCAUUCCCAAACUACGCGAUGCUCUGAUCAAGCGUAACUUGGCCUUACCGUUAUGUAUCUUGAUUUGUCAGAUGCGCAGCCGCAUUGAGUACCAUGAGGACAGAGCAUUGCCACAUCUCAAGCUGCUCGGUCGAGUCUUUGAUACUUGCCAGCUUACACUCAGCCAGCUGCUGCAGUUUCUAGGUGGCGUUGUUGACCCGUCGGCGUACCGAAAGAUGCUUCCGUCAAUUACGACGCUAGUUCGUGAGUACAACGUGCCACCCGAGUUGGCGAUGUCACUCAUUCGUCCGGCGAUGCGCAGCGACGAUCCAAUAUUGCGAACCGCGCCGCGUGGUGUACAUGCUACCAGCAGUACGAAUACGGCCACUAAUGGGGUCAGUACAGCUGAAGUCGCAUCAAAUGGCACGUCCGCUGUGGAGAAAAGUUGGUAUAUGUACGAUCCCGAUGUAUUGGCGGACAUCAAGGAAGCACUGCGCGUCCAGAAUACACCCGGCGGUAAUUGUGAAGGACCGUUUUCGGUAUUAACGCCAGAGGUAUAUGCAACGUUUUGGGGCUUGAAGCUGUACGACAUCCAUAUUCCGUUCCAGCAGUAUGAGUCAGAGAUUUUGCGCUUGAGGAACUCUAUCACAUCUGGCGCAAACGCGUCGCUCAGUGCAAGUGAGCGGAAGAAGCUGAAAGAUAAGACCACGCAGAUGAUCGAUGUGCUUACGACGGAACAAAAAGACCAGGUGGUUCAUCGAAAACGCGUAUACGAGCGACUAGAGAAGAUGAAAGGAACGUUUUUCACGUUUUUCAAAAACGAACCGAACGAUUAUCAAACUGCGAUUGACGAGCUGCUUCAGAAGUGUGUGAUUCCACGCUCGCUAAUAUCACCUGAAGACGCACUAUUUGCCGCCAAGUUCAUGGAGCGCCUACAUACCUUGUCGACACCACAACUUAGCAGUCUGCAGUAUUUCCACAAGGUAAACGUGAAGGUGUCAGCGCUAGUGCUAUGCGCGACGGAGCGUGAGGCGAGCAACUUUGGCUUUUUCAUGAAGGAGACACUGGGGCUUAUUCUGCGGUGGUACCAGAACGGCGCGACGUAUGAUGAUGAAGCGGUCCAUGGCAAGAUUGGCAUGAGCUUAGAUCUGACUGACGACACGAAAUGUAUCGCCCACCGCCAGUUUAAGGUGGCGUAUGCUCGUUGGCACCAGCAGCUCGAGCUUGUGUACAAAACAGCUCUUUCGAGUGGCAAGUACAUGCCGAUCCGCAACACUUUGGUGGUACUCACAAAGCUGAUUGACGUAUUCCCAGUGGGCUGUGGAACAGCUGAGGUGAUCUUGGCUAUUGUGGAAAAGCUGACAAAUGAAGAUAGGGAAGAUAUCAAGAUCAUGGCUAAGCGCUACUUUGCUCUGCUCACGAAGCGCAAGGCGUCGCUGACUGACGAUAGGAUCCUGCGCACUCGCUAUACUCUAUCGAAGCCUCUAGCUGCUGUAUCAUCAAGCAAUGACAAAAAGGGUGCAACCGAUGGGGAGAACGCGACGGAUCCUGCUGACGACACCGAAGGCAAUGAAGGCAAACGCGAAGGUGUAACCGUGCCAGCGCCAAGUCGUGCGGAGUGUCAAGAGAUCGAAAGUGGCGAAAUCGUGCUGGGAAAAAGCAGCAACUACAGCGAUGUCGCUUCUACGCGGAUGAAAGAGCGAACCUCGGAGCGUGAACGAGGUGGGGAUCGUAGUCGGGACAGCCGCAGUGGACAAGGCAGCUCAAUUGACGCUGGUCAUGACCGUAGCAGUCGUGCAGAACGUGAAGAGCCUGAGCAUCGCCAAGAUACUUCGGUGGAUACAUCUGUCGAACACGGGAUGGAGGAAAAACGCGGUCGUCGAGACUACCGCGAUCGUGAGUUGUCGCCCGCGUUGGCGAGUCAAAGUAGCUCAACAAAUAGUCGAGCGUUCGAAUCGCGCGAACGCAGUGGGUCGGCAUCCCGCAAUUUCGAGAAAGCAUCGACACCGCUGCGCAGUCGGUCAGGGGAUCGUGCCGAUGACCGUAGUACCGUGAGUGCCAAUCGAUCUUCACGGGAAAGCGAGCGUGCGCGCGAACGUGGACAGGUCUACCGUGGCAUUCAAGGUGACCGUUUUGCAAGCGCCCGCCACAGCAGCCGCAGUGGCAGUCAUGAUCGUCACGAACGCAGCUCGCGAAAUCGUGAUUCGAUCUACGGACGCGAAGGGAACGAGGUGGCAAGGCAACCAGAGCUGUCCGAAUCGACUUCAGCGCGAAAUGACGAGCCGGUCAAGCCGCCGUUGUUACCACAGCCCGAUCACGUGUCUGAGUCAUCCACCCCAAAUUGGGGAACGAGAGCAGGGCAUGAGACCGUGGCUACUGAGCCUCCUUCAGUCGAAGUUGUGCACAAGAGAGUCCGAUCUGCUGAGCAGUCGGAGGCCGCGUUGCGUCGUCAGCUUACCGCCGAUAAGGAGGCCAGGGCCAAAGAGCUGCUAUCUGGCGAGCGCAGUAGACCUGGAGCGCGUGAUCGGAUGCGUCCUCCGCUUUCGUCGUCAGUGGCUGCAUCUCCAGCGGCAAAGGUCCCGACGGCCGUUGCUGGAAGUCUUGCUGGUGGUGCGCGCAAGAUCGUGUCACUGGUGUCUUCGUCUCGCAAGCGUGAGCGUGAGCCUACUACGGCUGAAGAAGUAUCUCCGAGCAACGCAAUGGAAGCAAACCGGCGUCGUGAUGGUGGUAGCAAUGGCACCCGAGGCGAGCUGAAGCGCGGACAUGACGACAAGCGCAAGCGAAAGAUGAAGGGGAAUGGCGUGGACGGAAACAGCGGGAACCAGAUGCAGCAGCAGCAGCAGCAUCAGCUCCAGCAGCGCGACCAAAUGCGUGGACGUCAAGACCGAGGCGGGCGGCACGCAUCGGGAAACUUUGACCGACGGAGCGACCACGACGAUCGUGGUGUAAAUGGUAUGAGCGGUGGCCGUCGACGUGAGCGCAACGACAUCCGUGGAGGUCGUCGGUAA
Hyaloperonospora brassicae is the source of this 5241-nucleotide messenger RNA. Lineage: Eukaryota; Oomycota; Peronosporomycetes; Peronosporales; Peronosporaceae. The record is from the annotation of a GenBank genome assembly.